UACCGAUAUCCAGUUACUCGGCUUGACUAACAACUUUCACCGUCAUACGCAUUCAGUUCCAAUUCAGUUCCAUUACGAUUUUGCUGUAGCUGUGGACAUGGAAAAUAUAAAUACGUAAAAAACGGAUUAUCCUCAAAUGAUUUCUGAUGUAUGGAAAUACUUAAGUUAACUUUUGUUGGAUUCGACUGCUACUGAUGAUUUGUCACAAUUGAACCGAAGCAACCAAGACACGGAAUCCCUGACUAGCAGAAAAGUGAUGACUUGUCGAAAUUGAACCAAGGCAACUAAGACACAGAAUCCCUGACUAGCAGAAAAGGUCUGAAAAUUUUCUUAUUGUGCAGCCUGGACUUACAAAAAGAACAUACAAGAUGAAUUUGAGCUGUUCGCUACCGAAGAUCAGCGUUAGUCAUUUGACAUACUUGAAGCAGAUUAAUUUGAAAAACUAUUAUACAAGUGAUCCUGAAAGUGUAAUUGUUAAUUGCAAAAUCUGUAAAUUCAAUAUGCCAACCAAUCAUGUUUUCGAACAUACGGUCAGUAAACGACACAAAUAUAAUAAACUGUUGGUUCGUAUUGUACAAAAUUCUUCUUAUAACGGGGAUAUGGACUUUUUCAUCAAAGACAUUGAUAGCCUAGAAUGUAGGUAUUGUACUGCGCUAGUAAUUAACAGCAAUGAAGACAACCUGGUUGUCAAUCAUCUUCAAAGUAUUGCACAUAGAUAUAAGAAACAGCAAUAUCUCAAGAGAAGUAGCUGUAGUAGCGUGGUAGAUCUUUCAGUUCAAUGUGACAUGACACUUAGGCCUUUGGACAGCUUGUUGACCUAUAAUAAGAAGUAUGCGAACCAAAUGCAUAAUUUAAGUAAAAAUUUGCCAAAGCCAAAAGUAGCAAGUGUUGUUGUUAAAGUUAAUAUGACAAAAUCUUCUGCAUUUUGUGGUAUUAAAGAUACAGAGCGCAGAAAAAAAAUACCAAAAUGUAUUACUGUUGAUGAGAAUGAUAUUUGUAUGUGCACAGUUUGUACCAAAUUUAUUCCAAACACUACUGUGAAUAUAAAUCAACACGUUGACGGUAAGGCACAUAAAAUUCAGUUGCAAAAGUUGCAGGAGACUGCAGGCGAAGAUAUAGAAGAUAAUGAGAGCUACUGGUGCAAAGAUUGUUGUAAAAAAGUCCCAAAUAAUAAACACAAUAUAGAGAUACAUAACACUGGUAGAAAACAUCUGAGCAAAAUUAAAGCACCCUCAGUAUCUACAGAAAACAUAGAGCAUAAAGGCAAAAACAAAGUAAAAGAUCCCAUAACAAUAAUGCAUGAUCUGUGCUUGCGGGUCCAACAGCUUGGACAGUACUAAACUAAUAAAUCAGAAAUUGCGUCCGGUAGGAGUGAAGAAAAUGGAAAGAAACUUUCUAUGAUUUAUAAAUUGGCUGCAAAUUUUGAAAAAGGACCGGAGGUACAUUCACACAAAAUAGACUAUUUCAUACAGGUUAGUGGUACUUGGGCACGUAAAAUUGUCGUGUAACCCUACCAAUCUUAUCUCAUAAUAAUAUGCACGAUCACAUUAAAACUGAAAAGCACAACCAUAACGUGUGAAACGAUCAACGAUUAUUGAGGUAUGAAAAUGCAGAAGAACUAUCUGUUAGCAAAAUUUGUGGCAAAUUAUUUCUCAAAGGCAACAAGUCUGCACAUAUCAAUAACAGAAAACAUCUAGGGGGGGUUUCAAAGAUUCCUUUGCCCAGUAAUAAUAUGGGUAGUGAUAAAAUAAAUGUGGGUGAAGUGCCAUACUUUGCAUUUCCACCACAUAUUAUCAUUAUUGGGAGUUAAGCAUGUAAUAUUUGCCACUUGCUUUUCACAGAUAUACAUUUCAUAGAUGAUCAUGUAACUAGCUUAAGGCACCACGAAAAUCUCUUGAAAUGGACUCAGUUAAUACCUGGAUAUGAGAAUCCAGAAACGCUAUGGGGCUGCAAAACAUGUAACAAAUCAAGAUGAACACAUCAACACCCAAAUAUCAGAGAAAGACAGUAGAGUUAAUUUUCACAGUUCUUAAGCCCUCAGGUACAUUAAAUGUGAUUGAUUCUGUGACAAGACAAUUAGUUUAGAUGCAUAGUAAUAUAGUUUUAAACUGUUAUUGACAGUAUCGACCUCCUUUGAGUGCAGAGGCAAACACUUGGAGUGGUUUAUCUGCCAGUCUCAGUAUUUUAUAUCAGCGGUCCUUACUAUUUUCUCAAGUCUCAUAUUAAUAUCCAGCAAAAUGAGCUUUACCAUUUGAUGUAGUUUUUUAAGCAUGUUACAUUUUUUCUUUAACAACACAGCAUUCUUUUUUAUAUUUAGGCCCAGCACUGUAUCGAUUAAAGUGAUUAGUAUUCUGCACGUGGAAGAUGAUAAAAAUAUGAGUGUUGUAUAUACGAUUAUAAACAGUACAUUUGUAGACAAGAACUUGGGUCACAACUUAAGUAUUGUUUUCAGACACCUAUGAAUUAUAGUAUAGUAUUCUGUAGUACCUAAGCAACACCAAUAGUAAGACAUAUUCGAAAAGUCACUUGAAUAUAUUUUUGGAACAAUGGUAUUUUGUCUUACGAUUGACAUGUGUGUUGUCUGCAAACUGUCAAAGAAGUUGGUACUGUACAGAAGAGAAUUUGAUUAUAUGUUGAUUUCGGUUAUUACAUAUUUAAAAAUGACUAUGUUGCUUUUAUCCAAAAUUACUUUAGUAAUCGAGAGUUUAACAUGUCUCGACCACCUUCAUCGAUUUAGCAACUAGUAUAGAGUCUAAUCUGAAUUUGUUAUCAUAAUGGGAUAUAAAUUAGUAAUGGAUAGUUUAUUAAAUAUAAUGAAUGUGUGUUUAUUUACUGAUAUUCGAUCACAAGUUUAGGGUAAGUUUGAACAAUAUUAUUUUUUAAACGCAUAAACUAAACAGUCACGUAAAUAAAAGUGAAAAGAAAUUUUUUCAAAGUACAUGUAUAGUAGCGAGUAGUACCAACGAAAAUAUACCUUUUUCAAAGAAC
Molecule: messenger RNA, 2988 nt
Organism: Neodiprion fabricii
Lineage: Eukaryota; Metazoa; Arthropoda; Insecta; Hymenoptera; Diprionidae
Exons: 2
Coding region: 369-1340 (323 amino acids)
Source: RefSeq, a predicted model, not a curated record